Euleptes europaea (tarantolino) is the source of this 1019-nucleotide messenger RNA. It is a transcript of the gene SRD5A3, whose product is annotated as steroid 5 alpha-reductase 3. Gene Ontology annotation, molecular function: 3-oxo-5-alpha-steroid 4-dehydrogenase activity. The transcript is spliced from 7 exons. Gene Ontology annotation, cellular component: endoplasmic reticulum. The record is from RefSeq and is a predicted model, not a curated record. Lineage: Eukaryota; Metazoa; Chordata; Lepidosauria; Squamata; Sphaerodactylidae. Bases 1 to 948 code for a protein of 315 amino acids. Gene Ontology annotation, biological process: polyprenol catabolic process; dolichol-linked oligosaccharide biosynthetic process.
AUGCUGAGCGGGCUGUGGCUGGCGCUGGCUGCGGGUUUCCUGGCCGCGCUGCUCGCCCUGCAGUGGCUGCCGCCUCCGCCCGGAUCUCCCUCGCUCAGCCUUGCGGGGCUCUUCCACGACCUGGUCCGCUACGGGAAGACCAAGAGCGGCUGCAGGCGGCGCCCAGCCUGGCUGCAGUACUUGGAUGUGCCGAAGAGAUGGUUCUAUCACUUCUAUGUUGUGGCCGUGGUCUGGAACGGCAUCCUGCUCCUGUGGCUUAUCCAAAGCCUGUUCUUCUCAAGGCCCUUCCCAGUUUGGUUUCAGGAUUUGCUCAACGUUCUUGACGAAGGAUCCCAGGACUGGAACAGAGAUAGUUACAUCAAGGGGCAUGGUGGCGAGUCCCUCUCUGCUCUCCUUGUUUGCCUUUUUGUCUGGCUGAACAGCUGUAGGCGGCUCUGGGAGUGUCUUCACAUCAGCGUAUUCUCCACAGGAGUCAUCCACGUCGUACAGUAUUGCUUUGGACUCAUUUACUAUGUACUGGUGGGCUUAACAGUGUUAGGUCAAGUGCCACCUAGCGUCCGGGCAGGGAGAGGGGACAGGUUGACCGUCUGCUGGUACCAUGUCCUUGGAUCCCUGGUGUUUGUUUGGGCCUCAGUUCAUCAACAGAGAUGUCUUGUGAUUCUAGCAAAUCUGAGGAAAAAUAAAUCGGGAGAGGUGGUGAGCUUGGACCAUCACCUUCCUUUUGGUGACUGGUUUGAAAUGGUGUCAUGUCCACACUACUUUGACGAAGUCCUGAUAUACGUAUCGAUGGGUGUUACAUUUGGCUUUAACAACGUAACCUGGUGGCUCGUGGUGACGUACGUGCUUUUUAACCAGGCCGUGAGUGCCGUGUUGUGCCAUGAAUUCUACCUGAGCAACUUCAAGCACUAUCCAAAGCAUCGGAAAGCAUACAUACCUUUUCUCUUUUAAGCUGUUUGCCUUAAGUAACUGAUUACCAACUUUGGCAUCUCAUCUGAAAAGAAUGCCUGAAGUCUCCGGGU